This is a messenger RNA of Paramisgurnus dabryanus, 2244 nucleotides long. It is a transcript of the gene smad6a, whose product is annotated as SMAD family member 6a. Gene Ontology annotation, cellular component: heteromeric SMAD protein complex. NCBI's taxonomy places the organism in Eukaryota, Metazoa, Chordata, Actinopteri, Cypriniformes, Cobitidae. Gene Ontology annotation, biological process: SMAD protein signal transduction; anatomical structure morphogenesis; regulation of transcription by RNA polymerase II. Gene Ontology annotation, molecular function: I-SMAD binding; transcription regulator inhibitor activity. The record is from RefSeq and is a predicted model, not a curated record.
CGAGCACAUGAUGGGAAUCAACCAAUGGCUCCACUGCACUCCUCGGGGGCCCCGUGUGUGUGCGCGUUUCUGAAGAAGAAAGAGUGAAACGGCAAAAGAAACCCUCGAAGAAUCCCAUUAAUCUCCUCCGAAACACGGAAAGAAAGGAGCGGAAACCUCAGGCCAUCCCAUGUAUGCUACGUUAGUCCGACCACUUUUCCGUCGCGACAAAAUCAUUUCUUUCACGAGAAGCGCGUGAAAUGUGAAUGAGGAUUAUAAUGAGACCCAUUCAUGCGCUGCAGAAGGUUUGUUUGAAAUCGACAAAGGUCUGUUUUGGCAGAUUGCAUGCGAAAAGUAGACGUUGUUGUUAAAUUUCUACGCAUUUCGCAAAGUUCUUCAUGUUUACGGAGAAUGCUCGCAGAGUUUGUGCACUGCUUCGUACCUCGUGCGGUGUCUUUACAGCUAUCCUGUUGCCACAGUGUUGAUAUUUUGUAGCAUCGGAGUCUAAUGUUGGGCUUCGCUCAGGCUCUGCUCGGCUGUGCAUGUAAGCACAGAUCAUUGAUGUCGGACUGCGAGCGCAGGGCCGUUCGGAGUCUCCGCGGUUCUGACCAAACAUAGGAAACACGGAUGUAAACUGCCUAAACUGUCGUAUGUUCAGGACGAGACGCACGGGUCUGGUUCGGCGACUCUGGAGAAGCCGUUUGAUCACCGCGGGGAACGAUGGAGGUGUGGAUGACUGGAGCGACUGCAACCCGGAGAAAAUUUCCAGGACGGAAUACGCACCGGGAAACGACGGGGCCUUUUGCGGCAGACGCGGAGGGGAAAGCGGGGAACCGGGCGAACACGACGGCGAGGGCAUGUGUGCGCAAAGCCCCCAGAGCGAGGAGAGCGAGGGCAAGACGGUGACAUGUUGUUUGUUUAAAGACCUUUCAAGAGGCAGUCAGGGCAAAAGCAGAUUUAGUUGUCAUGUGGAGCAAAGAAACAACAGCACUUGCGCUUUGAGUGCCAGGGAACGGAAACAUGUGACAGAGCAAGAACUCAAGAAGUGCACGUAUGCCUUUCUAAAGAAGUUAAAAGAAAAGUCUCUGGAGGUUUUACUGGAGGCUGUGGAAUCUAACGGUGGGAUGCUCAGUGGAUGUGUUCUGGUAUCACAGACUGAGGUGAGGAUUGGUGGUCAGCUGGUGUCUCCAAAGUACCUGCUAUGUAGGUUGUUCCGCUGGCCCGACCUGCGGCUCUCCUCUGCCCUCAAACCCCUGUGUUACUGCCAGAGCUUCAGAGCCGAGGACCAGACUGUCUGCUGCUGCAACCCCUAUCACUACAGCCAACUCUGUGGACCAGUUAAAGAUGACACACCACCUCCUCCCUACUCCCAUCUCGCUUCCCUACCCGAACACAAGCCACUGAAUUCUUCCCUCCCGUUGCUGCCUUACACAGAAACUGAAGCCACAAAUUCACCUGAUGGCAUGUCACAGGAUUAUUCAGAUGGCAGCCUGUCUCUGUCCUCCCUGGCACAAAACCACUGGUGUAACGUGGCGUACUGGGAGCUCCGCACACGCGUAGGCCGCCUGUACCCAGUUCGUGACCUUUCUCUCAGCAUCUUUUAUGAUCUACCUCAGGGUACAGGCCUGUGCUUGGGCCUGCUCCCCCUCCCGUCCCGUCCCACCUCCGUCCAGCGCACCCGAAGCAAGAUCGGCCACGGCAUCCUCCUCAGCAAAGAACCCGAUGGAGUUUGGGCCUACAACCGCAGUCAGCACCCCAUAUUUGUGAAUUCACCGACUCUAGAGCAUCACCCCUAUCUCAGCCUGACUGUCAGGAGAGUCAUGCCGGGCUACUCUAUAAAAAUUUUUGACUACGAGAAGUCGUGCCAAAUUCUACCCCCCGGCAAUUCGGCACACCGGGAAGGGCCCUAUGACCCGAACAGCGUGAGGAUCAGUUUCGCCAAGGGCUGGGGACCGUGCUACUCAAGACAGUUUAUUACAUCGUGUCCAUGCUGGCUAGAGAUUUUGCUCAACAACCACAGAUAGCAUACGGUGCACAUGCGAACAAACUCUAAACCGUUUAUCCGUAACACAUCCUGCACAUGUUCACUACAUGCACUCACAACCACGAUCCCAAAUGUAAUCUAUCUAAAUUUAAUAUAAAGUUUUAUAUAAACGUAUUAUAUGGAAUACUUGUAAAUACUGAGUCAUUUUUACAGCAUAAUUAUUUAUGUAUGGUGCAGUGUCUUUAUGGAUGAAGAGAGGAAAUAAAAACUAAGGAAAUGCA